Messenger RNA from Theobroma cacao (cacao), 4851 nucleotides. RefSeq names its product FIP1[V]-like protein (gene FIP1[V]). Gene Ontology annotation, cellular component: nuclear speck. The record is from RefSeq and is a predicted model, not a curated record. Lineage: Eukaryota; Viridiplantae; Streptophyta; Magnoliopsida; Malvales; Malvaceae. Gene Ontology annotation, molecular function: RNA binding. Gene Ontology annotation, biological process: mRNA processing.
AGAAAAACCCAAUGUAACAAGGUUAAAAUGAAGCCUCUUCUCUUACAAAAGCAGAAGCACGCCAACAUUUAACAAACAAACGCAAUCAAAACCCUUUCCCUAACUCUCUCGUCCCCUUCUUUUCUCUGUUUCUCACUUUUGCUGUCUCGGCCUCUCCGUAUUUCUCUUUUAGCGAAUUCCGAUGGAAGACGAGGAUGAGUUCGGAGAUCUGUACACGGACGUUCUCAAGCCUUUCUCAUCAACUUCCACGACAUCAUCGGCGACGGCGUCCGCUGCUCCGCAACACCACCAGCCUUCCCCGACGCCCGCAAAUGUCCACCGUCCGAUCGAUCUCAACGUUCAAUCCCAAGAGGAUGACAUCUCCCUCUUCGGAGGUUCACGUCAAAUUCCCGCUACCCAAACCCUAGCUCCUUUUAAAUCUCCUUCUCUUCCUCCAGCUGCUGCUGCUGUUGUUCCGGAUUCGAUCCCUAGACGCGAUUCAGCUCCCAAACCAAUGGUUCUGGAUUCUAAACAAGAAGCAAACGAUGGCAAAGACGUUAAAUUUGAUAUUGAAGAGGGGGGUAGUAAUGGAAUUGAGGAUGUCGGCUCAGAUGACCCGAUAAUCCCGGGUCUAACCGAAUCGGUUUGCCAGGAAGAUUCUGUAAGGAACAAUAACGGAAACGAUAACGGAAUUCGAGAGGGUGAAGCGGAAGCCGAAGGAGAAGGGGAUGAUUGGGAUAGUGACAGUGAAGAUGAUCUACAGAUAGUGUUAAACGACAACAACCACGGCCCGAUGGCUAUGGAAAGAGGAGGAAUGAUGGGGGAAGACGACGACGAAGAUGGGGACGCACUCGUGAUAGUGGCUGAUGGAGAUGCAAACCAAGGGGUGGAGGAGCAGGAAUGGGGAGAAGAAGGAGGGCAGGUGGCUGAUGGGGAGAGGAAAGAAGGCGGAGAAGCAGGGAAGGUUGGCGGUGGAGCCAGCGGAGGAGGAAGUGUGGUUCCGCCAAAAGUUGGGUACAGCAAUCAUGGGUACCAUCCGUUUCAUUCUCAGUUUAAGUACGUAAGACCUGGUGCAGCACCAAUGCCUGGAGCCACUACAGGUGGUCCUGGAGGAGCUCCGGGUCAGGUUCGUCCACUCAUGGGUGCUAUGUCUGGUCGUGGUAGAGGUGAUUGGAGGCCACCUGGAAUGAAAGCUGCUCCUCCCAUGCAAAAAGGUUUCCAUACUAGUUUUGGAAUGCCUGGUUGGGGUAACAAUAUGGCGGGGCGAGGUUUUGGUGGUGGGCUGGAAUUCACGCUUCCUUCUCACAAGACUAUAUUUGAUGUUGACAUUGAUAGUUUUGAGGAAAAGCCGUGGAAAUAUCCUGGUGUAGAUCUCUCUGACUUCUUCAACUUUGGUCUUAAUGAGGAGAGCUGGAAAGAUUAUUGCAAACAACUGGAACAACACCGCUUGGAGACGACCAUGCAAAGCAAAAUUCGUGUUUAUGAAAGUGGGCGAACAGAGCAGGAUUAUGAUCCGGAUUUGCCUCCAGAAUUGGCAGCAGCAACUGGGCAAGAGGUUCCAGCAGAUGCUGCUAAUCUUGCAAAGUCAGAUGGUGGACAACAUGACGUGACAAAAGGAACUGCUCGAGUGCGACCACCAGUACCAACUGGGAGAGCAAUACAGGUGGAGGGUGGUUAUGGUGAACGCCUCCCAUCCAUUGAUACUCGGCCACCUCGUAUCCGUGAUUCAGAUGCAAUUAUUGAGAUUGUCUGUCAGGACACUUUAGACGAUGAUUCCUCCAUAGGCAAUGUUGUUGUAGACCAAACAGAAAAUGAUCUGCCAAGAGGGGAUCUUAGAGGAGAUCUUGCAUCUGAAGCUGAUGUUGCACGUGAAGAUGCUGAAUAUUUUGAUGGUUUUCCAGAUGCUUAUAAUAGUCAAAAGAGGGAGGUAGUUGGAAGGAGGACUCUGAACUCUGUUCAGAGUAAUGAGCCUGAAGAUGGGAUUUUGCCCUUCCCUGCAGAAGCAUCACUUCCAUAUGGUCCUGGAUCUAGGGGUCAGAGUCCUAUGUAUUCUAGUGGAAACUUUAGUAGCCCUCGUGAUGAAAGGCAUCAACAGGGAAGAGCACACGAGAGAUCCCCUCGCAUGACACCUAUUCAAGGUAGACGUGAGAAGUUCAGUGAUGCCCAGAAGGAAGAAUCUGUUGAAAGCAUGGAUGCUAAAUCUCCUGAUGCCAGGGAGAUAAGUGUGGAGCGUAAAGAUGAUGUUGAUGAUGAGCUUGACCCGGCCGAUGGAAACCCUGUUACAGAAAAGGAUGAACAGAUAAAUGAGACCCAUGAAGUUGAGAAUUCUCCUAAUCCCAUGAAAAAUGAAAAAAGAAGUUCCCAUGGGGAGCAACGGAUGCUUCAAGAACUUGAUGAUGAUGAGGAUUCUAGGGCUGCAAGAAGUAGUGAAAACAGCAAAGCAAGAUCUGGCAGCAGCAGAGAUUAUCAGAAGUGGCGAGAUGGUGCUGAAGAGGAAGUUGUUCAAGGUGGACGUUUGUCCCGCAUGGGAAUUGUCAAGAAGCAUCUUGAUGAACAUGAUCAGAAUUUCCGGAGAAAAGAUCGAGAGGGGAGACAUGAGAUUGAAAGAAAUCGCAUGGUAGGUAAACCAGGGGAGGAUUCUUAUCCUCUUAGGGACUUUGAUGCUAGCUUGUCACAUAAUUUGCACACUAAAGCAGAGGGUUUUGAUAGGCGAAGGGAGCGUGACAACCCUGAUGGUACUUGGCAACGGAGAGAAGAUGAUCUUUACAAUAGAAAAAGUAGAACUGAGGACUUAAGGAAGAGAGAGCGUGAUGAUGAAAUGGGUUCUAGGAACAGGGCUAAGAUUCGAGAAAGUGAGAGGAGUGACAAAGAUGAUUAUCCGCAUUCUAGAAAACAGUUGGAUAAUGGCAGUUUUAAAGUUCAUCAUGAUAAGGAUGUCAGUGCUAGACAUAGGGAAAGAGAUGAUAAUUUGAAGAGUAGGUAUGAAGCAGCGGAUGAUUACCAAAGCAAAAGAAGGAAAGAUGAGGAAUAUCUGAGAAGGGACCAUGCAGACAAAGAGGAAAUCUUGCAUGGUCACAGAGAAUCCAGCAGCAGUCGCAGGAAGCGAGAAAGGGAUGAAAUUACAGACCAGCGUAAGAGAAAUGAGCGACCAAGAAUUAGAGACAAUUUUGAUGAACAUCAUUCAGUUCGGCAUAAAGAUGAGGUCUGGUUGCACAGAGAGAGGGUUGAGAGGCAGCGAGAGAGGGAUGAAUGGCAUAGGCUAAAGCAAUCCCAUGAUGAAAGUUUACCAAAACGGGAGAGAGAAGAAGUACGAGGUAUUGUGAGGAGUGGCCGUGGUUCAGAAGACAAAGCAUGGGUUGCCCAUACCAGGGCAAAGGAUGAAUAUAAAGGUUCUGAAAAAGAAUACCAACUCAAAGAGACAGUACGUCACAGUGAACAGGUGAAGAGAAGGGAACGGAAUGAUGAUGAAAGUUUCUCACGCCAUAGAGGGCGUGAAGAUUCUUAUGCACGCGGACACCAAUUUGGCAAUGAGGAGAGAAGAUCCAGGCAGGAAAGGUCAAGCACUCGGAAUGACCAUGCUGCCAAUGCUUCAGAUAGCCAAAGAGGGGAGAAGAAACAUAAAGAAAACACUAGGAAGGAUAGAGAAUCUGAAGGUGGAGAUCCAAUCACUUUGGGUUCUGCCAAGAGAAAUCAAGAAGAUUUAAGUGGUCAGAACAAUGAAACGGGCUUGAAAAGUGGUGAGAAGAACGAGAACCCAGCGCACUAUAACUCUUCCAGAAAACAUAAAGAAGAUGCUUCUUCAGAUGAUGAACAGCAAGAGUCGAAGCGAGGGCGCUCCAAAUUGGAACGUUGGACAAGCCAUAAGGAGAGGGAUUACAGUAUCAACAGCAAGUCAUCGGCUUCCUUGAAGUUCAAGGAGAUUGAGAAGAUUAAUAAUGUGGCAUCUUCAGAAUCAAACAAAAUUCCAGAUGAACGUGGUAAGUCAAUUGAGCCUGCUGAGAACCAUCAUCCUUUAUCCGAAGAUAAAGGUGUUGGUGAGCCAGAGAUCAAGGAUGCUGAUAUAAGACCAUUGGAGGAUCGGCACCUUGACACUGUUGAGAAGCUGAAGAAGCGAAGUGAGAGGUUCAAACUUCCAAUGCCUAGUGAGAAAGAUGCCCUGGCAAUAAAGAAGAUGGAGAGCGAGGCACUACCUUCGGCCAAGAAUGAAACUCCUGCAGAUUCAGAGAUUAAACCGGAGAGGCCGGCCCGAAAACGAAGGUGGAUCAGCAACUAAUAAUGGAAUAAGUAACCUACAUUUUUGCUGUGUUGCAACGUGUACUGGCCCUGAUUAUUCAAUUUAUAGAACCCCAAAGGUCCUGUCAUGCCAUAUAUUUUGAUUUGGCUACUAUAGGGUUCCAGGGAUGGGCAUGUACCAGUGUAGUCGUAGGAUACUGUAACAAUGCGGCUGCCAUGUACUUUUUCUCAGUCCUAUGUGUAUAUACCAGAAAAUGUAACAUUGAACUAGUCACAACGGUGGCACAUAUUCCAUUUAGUGUCAAAUUGAGAUGUGUUGCUCAGAUUAGUUAAUCUGGGCUGUGAUGAAGGUCAAACACAGGAAAAGAAAAUUUGGUAACGGGGUCCUUUCAUCUGGCCUUGUGUAGAAGUUGGCGGCAUCAGAGAUGAGGAACUUGUUUUGAUGCUUACAGUCUUCGGUUCUGAUAGCUUUGGUGUUUGAAGAAAAAUUCGUUCAAACCGGUGAGAGCGUUUGAGGUACCUUUGCAAUGGUUAGAGAAGAUACCUUGAAGAAGGUGGCAUGGGUGAAUGGUUGGUAACCAUUAUUUGUAUACCCUAGCUUGAUUAGAGUUUUAUCAAUCUUCUCCUUGUUUUUUCUCA